GUUAACUUUAAAAAAAAAGCAAGAAAGGGAAAUAAAUAAAUUAUUAUAUCCUUUAAAGAGGACAAAAAUAUUAAUUAUAUUGCGAAAAAAGGAGAUAAAAAUUAGGUGGAAAAGGGGAAGAUGGUGGGGACGAUAAGUUUUUAAUUAGCUAACCAAAAAACAAAAACACGAAACGAGUCAACUCACCGGUUCCAUUACGAGUCAAGGAGAAACACACAUUGACACGCUCAAGCUUUUUUUUUUCAAGGUCAAGUUGGUUUUUUUUUUUCUUUCUUAAAAAUAUUUAUGUUGGGUCAGGCUUAAACCAGAGAGAGAGUGUGUGUGGUCGAGCCAUUUGACCAAAAGCAAAAACUUAAAACUGGUUUCAGAUCUGAAGUAAAAGGGUUUUGCUUCGGAUUCUCCGGCGUCGUUUAAAUGAUCUCUGACCCAUCUUCCUUGGCUUAAUAAUUCUGGUCCCUCCUUUUAUCUCUUUUUACUGUUGAUUUAUCUGAAUAUGCCACGCUCUUUCUUCCACAUGUUUAUUCUCUCUUCCUUUCUUCAACACAAGCGUCUGGUAAUUGAUCUCUUCUCUCUCAAAUUGUGUUUCGUUCUUUUUGGUUCUGUAUUUGGUUUCUGACAAAAUUGAGGAAACUGGUGUUGGGUUUGAGUCUAGAACUGCCAAAGAUGUGAUUUUGUUUUUUGGGUACUGAAAAUUGAGUGAGAUGAAGUGAUAAAGUGUCUUUUUUUUUUGGUAAAUUAUUCGAAUGGAACUUGGGAUCGGAACUCUGUUUCUUUGUUAGGGUUGGUUGAAAUCUGAAUCUAGUCUUGAUUUUUGUGGUGAAAUGAGAGGACUAAGGAAAGCCAACAACAAAAUCUGGUUUCAAGACGGUUGGCAGGAGUUUGUCAACCGUUUCUCCAUUCGGAUUGGUUUCAGAUACAAAGUUACAGUCUACAUUUUCAAUUUAUCCUCCACACUCUGAGAUCAACCACCAUUCUAGUAGUGAAGCUCUUAUGCAAAUGGAUUCCGCACAGAAUCAGUUCAACAAACGUGCUCGAUUGUUUGAAGAUCCUGAACUCAAAGAUGCUAAGGUCAUUUAUCCAUCGAACCCUGAAUCUACUGAACCAGUGAAUAAAGGUUAUGGCGGUUCUACAGCCAUCCAAAGCUUUUUCAAAGAAUCUAAAGCUGAAGAAACGCCCAAGGUACUUAAGAAGAGAGGAAGGAAGAAGAAGAAUCCUAAUCCCGAGGAAGUAAACUCUUCAACUCCCGGUGGAGAUGACUCAGAGAACCGCUCAAAGUUCUACGAGAGUGCUUCUGCUAGAAAGAGAACUGUAACUGCAGAGGAAAGAGAGAGAGCCGUCAAUGCAGCCAAAACAUUCGAACCAACAAAUCCUUACUUUAGAGUUGUUCUGCGACCAUCAUAUCUAUACAGAGGUUGCAUCAUGUACUUGCCAUCUGGGUUUGCUGAGAAAUACCUAAGUGGGAUAUCUGGUUUCAUCAAGCUCCAGCUCGGUGAGAAACAAUGGCCAGUGAGGUGCCUCUACAAAGCAGGGAGAGCUAAGUUUAGCCAAGGAUGGUAUGAGUUCACACUCGAGAACAAUAUAGGCGAAGGAGAUGUAUGUGUGUUUGAGCUACUCAGAACUCGGGAUUUCGUUCUCGAAGUCACCGCCUUUCGUGUCAAUGAGUAUGUGUGACCAAAAAAGAUUUCCCUUUCAUCAGCGAUCUUGCAGGUAGCUUUCCAAAGUUAAAAUUUUAUGUAGGGGUCUCUUAACCAUUCUCUCUCUUGCAUUGGUUGUCUCUGUUCUAGUAGUGUUUUGAGUGAAAUUUCAGGUUCCUAUGUUUGGAUGUGGAUAAGUAUUUGACGAUUAUAAUAACCUCUGAGUGGGAAACUCUUUGUUUGAGUGGUAGCUAGGUUCAAAAGUAGAGUUGUAUAUACUUUUAUCUUCAUCAGGAUAAUUAUGUUUAUUUGAAUUGUUGAUUAUUAUGGGUUUGUGUGGGUGAAUCCAUAAAUGUAGUUGGCAAAGCUUGUUCUAGUUGGUUUAACUGUGAGGUGUAAGAUGGUGAAAAUAUCACGACAAAGGGGGAAAAAAAUAUUAUUGUGUAAAACUUGCAGAAUCAUUUCACCGUUCUAAGGUUUACCAAUCAAAGCUUGGAUUUCUCUUUUUUGAAUGAG
Molecule: messenger RNA, 2150 nt
Organism: Arabidopsis thaliana (thale cress)
Lineage: Eukaryota; Viridiplantae; Streptophyta; Magnoliopsida; Brassicales; Brassicaceae
Gene: RTV1
Product: related to vernalization1 1
Exons: 4
Coding region: 991-1671 (226 amino acids)
Biological process (GO): response to cold
Cellular component (GO): nucleus
Molecular function (GO): DNA binding
Source: RefSeq, marked reviewed